Molecule: messenger RNA, 1934 nt
Organism: Triticum dicoccoides
Lineage: Eukaryota; Viridiplantae; Streptophyta; Magnoliopsida; Poales; Poaceae
Product: putative BPI/LBP family protein At1g04970
Exons: 6
Coding region: 154-1665 (503 amino acids)
Molecular function (GO): lipid binding
Source: RefSeq, a predicted model, not a curated record
UCACUCCUCACUGAAGACGCGGCCGGUCAAAGCCGUCGCGAGCUCGCAAGCUCCCCCCCCUCCGCCGCGCGUGUCUUCUUCUCCCCGACGCCACCCACUUCCGCCGCCGCCACCACCACCACGACGACGAACAUCAGCCCCUCUCUCUCCGCCAUGGCCACCCGUCUCCUCCUCCUCCUCAUCGCCACCCUCCUAUUCUCCACCCCCUCCCCCGCCGCCGCCUCGCCGCACAUCUCCGCCGUCAUCUCCCAGUCCGGCCUCGACUUCGCCAAGGACCUGCUCGUGCCCCGAGCCGCCGACACCCUCGCGCAGCUGAGCGUCCCCGACAUCGAGCGGUCCGUGAGCAUCCCCAUCAUCGGCGCCGUCCGCACGGUCGCCUCCCGCAUCGUGCUCGGCGGCGUGGCAGUCGCCAACUCCACCGUCGCCGCCGGGGACACGGGGGUCGUGGUGGCCGCGUCCCUGUCCAGCGUCAACCUCACCAUGGAGUGGAGCUACUCGUACAGCUCCUGGUUCGUCGAGAUCUCUGACAGUGGGAAUGCUUCGAUUCAGGUUGAAGGAAUGGACGUUGGGGUUUCCAUGGGUCUGAAGAAUGAAAAUGGAUCGCUCAAACUAUUUGUUAUGGAAUGUGGCUGUUAUAUGAAAGACUUGGACAUAACACUGAAUGGAGGAUCCUCUUGGUUUUAUCAAGGAUUCAUAGACGCUUUUAGCAAUCAUAUCAGAUCAUCUGUGGAAAAUGCGAUUACGAACAAAAUAGUGGAGGGUGCAUCGAAGCUCGACCUUUUCCUAGGAGGUCUUCCAAAGGAAAUUUAUGUUGAUAGAGUUGCUGCUAUGAAUGUGACAUUUAUUAAUGACCCACGCUUCAGUAGUUCUUCUGUUGAGUUUGAUAUAGAUGGACUAUUUAUUCCAUCUGAUAAAGCUGCUCCUCAGAGUGACAUGCAUUUUGGUGAUACCAAACUUGCACAACCUCUUGGCAGCUCUUCAAACAUGCUGUGGAUUUCAUUGGACGAAGAUGUUUUCAACUCUGUUUCAGCUCUCUACUUCAAGGCUGGUUUACUACAAUAUAUGGUAGACAAGGUUUCCGAUCAGUUUCUUUUGAACACUGCUAGCUGGAGGUUUUUGAUUCCAAGGUUGUACCGUAAAUAUCCAAACAAGGAUAUGCUGCUGAACAUUUCUGCUAUAUCACCUCCCUCUGUGAGGAUUAAUGUGGGUAGAAUUGAUACCACAGUGGACUUAGAUGUCAUAGUAAAUGUAUUGGGUUCUGAUGAUAUAGUUCCAGUUGCAUGCAUAUCACUGUCAGUUGCUGUCUCUGGACAUGCAAGUGUUUCUGGGAAUAAUCUUGUUGGAAAGAUUGAGUUAAAUUAUUUCUCGUUCGACUUGAAGUGGAGCGACAUUGGCAAACUUCAUACUGGUAUAGUGCAGAGUCUGAUACGUAUCGUCCUGAAAAAUUUGUUCGUGCCCUACGUGAACUCGUAUCUUGGACAAGGUUUCCCGUUGCCUAUCAUCAAGGGCUUCGUCAUCAGAGAUGCGUAUAUCCUCACUUCAUACUCAAGCAUAAUCGUUAGCUCUGAUGUUUCCUUCAUCGAACCAAUGAAUAGAUCUGGAAUAAAGCAGGUCGUUGGAUCAGUCAACAAAGAUCCGGCAGUCACCAUGAAACAAUUAGUAUAAACUAAUGUACGUUGUGGAGCUAUUUCAUUAAUUGUAUCUGUUGUAGUCUGGCAUCGGUUGUAUAAACAAUUAGUAUAAACUAAGGUCCGGCAUCGGUUGUAGUCUGUAAAGGUUGUAGUCUGUAAAUAAUCACCCCUUGAUGAAAAUCUGUAAAUAACCACAGCUGUAACUUUGUAAAUGUAAAUAUUUCCAUGAAUCUGGUAUGUGACAACAGUCUGAACCUGCUGUAACACUAGGUUUUAUACUGGAGAAUUAGUUGAUGGUUUCUA